Molecule: messenger RNA, 1095 nt
Organism: Colletotrichum siamense
Lineage: Eukaryota; Fungi; Ascomycota; Sordariomycetes; Glomerellales; Glomerellaceae
Exons: 1
Coding region: 1-1095 (364 amino acids)
Source: RefSeq, a predicted model, not a curated record
AUGCUGGGAGAUCGGAAUCGGAAUCGGUCGCGGUCGAGAUCGCCGGAGCGGAGACGCGGGGAUGUCAGACGGCGGUCGCCGGUCGACGAGGAGCAUCGGGCGAAGAGGCCGAGGAGGUCCGACGAAGAGGAGAGGGAUGAGGGGCGACGGCACCACCACCAUCGGCACAGGAGCCACCGGCAUCACCACCGGGACAGCCCGCGGGAGAGCAGCGCGCGCAGCAGCAAAGACGUUUCUGCGGCGGCGGCGCUGCCGUACGACGCGCGCGCGCUUUCGAAGAACGAUCUGGACGUCUUCAGGCCGCUGCUGGCGUACUACCUGGACCUGCAGAAGCAGAAGGACAUGCGCGACAUGGACGAGCGGGAGGUCCGGGGUCGGUGGAAGAGUUUCAUGGGGAAGUGGAACCGCGGGGAGUUGAGCUCCGGGUGGUAUGAUCCGGAGAUGUUCAUGGCUGCCAAGGAGAGGGCUCCGGAGGAUGCGCCGCUGGGGAGGACUGAGGAAGAUGUGGACAGGGAUGGAGAGGAGGAGGAGGAGCGCGAUGACGUUGAUGAUGAUGAUGACGACGACGACCUGGGGCCGAUGUUGCCGCCUACCGCUCGCGAGGGCGGACAGCGCUCCGGGCCGGGGAUUCCGAGUCUCGCGGACCUGUCGCUGCGCCGGGAGAACCUCGCCGAGGACGCGCAGCGCGAGCGGGAGGCGCAAGUGGAGGAUCUGCGGGCGCAGAGGAAGGACGAUCGCAAGCAGCAGCGGGAGCGGCUGGACGAGCUGGUGCCGCGCGCAGACGCGGGGACGAGGGAGCGGAAGCUGGAGAAGCGGGCGCUGGUGAACGACAAGAUGAAGGGGUUCGCGGACAAGGGCGGGGACGGGCAGGUUGAGGUCGGGGAGCAGGAGCUCAUGGGGGGCGGGGACUCGGUGGCGGAGUACCGGGCGAUGAAGGCGCGGGAGGAGCGGAAGAAGACGGAGAGGGAGAUCCGGCGGGAGGAGGUCGCGAGGGCGAGGGCGGCGGAGAGGGAGGAGAGAGUGAGGGAGUAUCGGGAGAGGGAGGAGGGGGUUAUGAAGGGGUUGAAGGAGCUGGCGAAGCAGAGAUUUGGUUGA